Pygoscelis adeliae (Adelie penguin) is the source of this 1101-nucleotide messenger RNA. It is a transcript of the gene KCNJ13, whose product is annotated as potassium inwardly-rectifying channel, subfamily J, member 13. The transcript has 2 exons. The record is from RefSeq and is a predicted model, not a curated record. NCBI's taxonomy places the organism in Eukaryota, Metazoa, Chordata, Aves, Sphenisciformes, Spheniscidae. Gene Ontology annotation, biological process: regulation of monoatomic ion transmembrane transport; potassium ion import across plasma membrane. Gene Ontology annotation, cellular component: plasma membrane. The coding region runs from base 1 to 1101 and encodes 366 amino acids. Gene Ontology annotation, molecular function: inward rectifier potassium channel activity.
AUGACAACAGAUAUGAUAGAGAGCAAUAACACCAAAUCCAGUGCUCCCCUCCUGACCCAGAGAUACCUGAGGAUGGUGACCAAGGAUGGACACAGCACAUUCCAGAUGGAUGGUGCUCAAGGAAAAGGUCUGGCAUACCUCCGAGAUGCAUGGGGAAUAUUAAUGGACAUGCGCUGGAGAUGGAUGAUGCUUGUCUUUUCUGCUUCUUUUGUCAUUCACUGGCUAGUCUUUGCAGUGCUUUGGUAUUUGCUGGCUGAGAUGAAUGGGGACCUGGAGCUGGACCAUGAUGCUCCACCUGACAACCACACUAUAUGUGUCAAGUACAUCACCAGUUUUACAGCUGCUUUCUCCUUCUCACUGGAGACGCAACUCACAAUUGGUUACGGCACUAUGUUCCCAAGCGGGGACUGUCCCAGUGCUAUUGCACUGCUUGCAAUACAGAUGGUCCUGGGGCUCAUGCUGGAAGCCUUCAUCACAGGUGCUUUUGUGGCAAAGAUUGCCCGACCAAAGAAUCGGGCGUUCUCCAUCCGCUUCACCCGCUCUGCUGUAGUGACACACACCGAGGGGAAGCCAUACCUUAUGUUCCAGGUGGCCAACACACGCUCCAGCCCACUGACUAGCAUCCAGAUUUCUGCUAUACUUUACCAAGAACAAGAGAAUGGGCAGCUGCACCAAACUAGUGUUGACUUCCACCUAGACAGUGUUACUUUGGAUGAAUGUCCUUUUUUCAUCUUUCCACUGACCUACUACCAUUCAAUCACUCCAUCCAGCCCCCUGGCUGCUCUCCUCCAAAGAGAAGCUGCUCACCAUUUUGAGCUGGUCAUUUUUCUGUCAGCUGUGCAGGAAGGCACAGGAGAAACAUGUCAAAGGAGAACAUCCUACCUCCCCUCAGAGAUCAUGCUGUACCAUCGCUUCGCCUCCAUGCUAGCCCGCAAUGCCAAAGGUGAAUAUCAGAUCAAGAUGGAGAAUUUUGACAAGACUAUUCCUGAGCUCCCAACUGUGGCUGACUCAAAGGGUCCAAAAAGGACUGACAAGGAGAUCCGCAUCAAUGGACAGCAUGCCGACAGCUUCCAGCUCUCCGAGACUGGCCUCACAGAAUAG